This is a messenger RNA of Camelina sativa (false flax), 968 nucleotides long. Its product is annotated as paired amphipathic helix protein Sin3-like 1. Gene Ontology annotation, molecular function: transcription corepressor activity. Gene Ontology annotation, cellular component: histone deacetylase complex; chromatin. The record is from RefSeq and is a predicted model, not a curated record. Gene Ontology annotation, biological process: negative regulation of transcription by RNA polymerase II. Lineage: Eukaryota; Viridiplantae; Streptophyta; Magnoliopsida; Brassicales; Brassicaceae.
AAUCAGUCUCUUAGGGUUUUUGCUUCUAGAAGAAACCAUCGAAGUUCUGCGGGCCAAGAACCGUCGUGCUCCGCUGCCAUAUUCGUCGUCGAUAACACGCAAGAAUGACUGAACUCAUUAAAGGGAACCCUAAGCAACCUCGUGAUUCGAGAGUCUUGUUGCCCAAGUCUGAAAUUACCAUCCCUCCCAAGGCUGAGUCUGAUGAUGCCAAAACGAAACGUGAUGAUGCAGAGAUUCAUGGGAACAACCUUAAUACAAAAAUUCUCAUCCUCGCGAUGAGGGAAAAGAUUUAUGAAGGAAACAAGUCAGUAAAGAAGGUGCUGCACCCAAGGCUGCUGAUGGAUUCAUCCCUUCCUGAGGCUAACAUGGUUGGGAAGAGUGUACCACAACUAGAGGAAACUAUGGAUAAUGCACUUUCAUACAUCUAUUCUGUGAAGGAAGCGUUUCAUGAUGAACCUGCAAGAUAUGCUGAGUUUCUCAAGAUCUUGGAUGCUUCUAGAGCUCGAAGAGAUGAUGAUGAUAGUGUCAUUGCAAGGAUGAAGGAACUCAUGAAAGAUCAUCCGGAACUGCUUCUUGGUUUAAGUGCCUACCUGCCUGCGGCUAAACCAACAACUCCUCAUAAGGAUAACAGAACCACCCCUCCUGAGGCUAGUAGAACCACCCCUCUGAAGAUUAAGAUAGCAAUUCCACGAAUGGCUAGCAGAACCAUCACUUCUGAGUCUGAGAAACCUACAAACUCUGAUGAACUGAAUUUUAUGGACAAGCUUAAGACAAGGUUUCAGAGAAUUGAUACUCAUGUAGUUGAGUCGUUUCCAUUUAUAAUGAAAAUGUAUGAGGAAGGAAAGAAAUCAGUAAAGGAGGUGCACGAAGAGGUCUAUGAUCUUCUCUAUUACCAUGAAGAUGUGAUUGAGGACUUCUCCAGAAUCUUUCCUAAACACGGAUACUUUCAAAAUCAAAAGCUUCAGUAG